AUGGCCUGGGAAGCACCAGCCCGGGCUCGUCAGCUGUCGGCAGCGACAUCUUCUCCGCAUCUGGAUGGCGCGCUGGUAUAUAAGAGUGCACGUCGCCUCCACAUUCGCUCAUCGACGCGCAUCCUGGCAGAUCAAAGUAGCGACAUGUCUGCUGAUCUCAAAUGGCGUCCCGGUGACGAGAACAACCCGUACGACCCAGCAUGUAUGAGCGAAUGCGAGAUCGCCGACGCGAUCAGGUCCUACGAACGCGGCCGCCACGAUCCUUUCAUGGUACAGCAUGUGCACGAUCUCGUCCACGACCCAGUUGCGCGCAAGGACUAUGAGGAGUAUCUUGCGGCAGAGAUGAAGGAUGCGGCGGAACGCCGAGAGACUAUGCACGAGCGGAUGAGGCGUGAGAAGAGCGAGUGGGCGGCCAGCGACGCGUUGAGUCUAAAGCUCAAGAACAAAGGAAACGAAGCCUUGAAGGCAGGAGACGUGAAGAAGGCGUGGUUCAUGUACUCCCUUGCACUCGAGAAGAGCUCCCACGAGCCCGCGUAUCACCUGAACCGUGCCGCCGCGGCCAUUCAACUCGGAUUGUAUGCAUAUGCAGAGCAGGAUGCGACGCAAGCUUUGAAGGCCGACGGCGAUCAGGGACUAUCGUACACCACCCGCUUCACUCCCAAAGCGUACUUUCGUAGAGCGCAAGCGCGGAGGUACAUGGGCGCUCUUGACGACGCAGAGCAAGACAUCGUUAUGGCGCUCAAGAUGUUGCCGGACGACACCGCUCUUGCCAAGGAGCAGCAAGUCAUCUGCGAGUUGCAUCGCAUGACGCCCGAUGAGCUUAGAGAAUAUCAGAAACAAGCCGCAGUGCGAAGCUCUGACGAGGCUUUCCAAGAGGUUAUUGGGUAUACAAUAGAGGAGAUCGACGGAGUCUUGGUCGGUAUGAGAGAGCAAGCGAAGCAGGAGGACAUGUUGAAUCCGGAAUGA
This is a messenger RNA of Peniophora sp. CBMAI 1063, 966 nucleotides long. NCBI's taxonomy places the organism in Eukaryota, Fungi, Basidiomycota, Agaricomycetes, Russulales, Peniophoraceae. The record is from the annotation of a GenBank genome assembly.